AUGGCCCCCAGCUUUGCCUAUGAUCUCCCGUCAGGGGAUCGUAACUCUGCUCCGCCUGUCCCUGGGCAGCAACCGUUUGACGGGCAGGUCUUAGAGCCCAUUGCCAUUAUCGGCCUGUCCCUGAGGUUUCCCCAGGAUGCCACUUCCCCAGCCGCGUUCUGGAAUAUGCUUGUGGAAAAGCGAUGUGCGAUGCAGCAAGUUCCAGCGGAUCGCUACAACAUUGAUGCCUUUCAUGGAAGCGAUACGAGCCGAACCAACCAGGUACGCCCGCGUGGAGGACACUUUAUCAAGGAGGACCUCUCUCUCUUCGAUGCGCCGUUCUUCUCCAUCACUUCCACCGAAGCCGCAUCAAUGGAUGUCCAACAGCGCCAGUUGCUGGAAUGUGUCUACCGAGCCCUCGAGAAUGCUGGUCUUCCACUGGAGCAGGUGGACGGAUCCAACACCUCGGUGUACACCGGGUCGUUCGCCGACGACUAUCGGCUCAUGACCAUGCGAGACCAUGACUCGCUGCCCAGAUACGCGGCGACGGGGUCGUCGAUUAGUAUACUUGCAAACCGCAUCAGUUGGUUCUACAACCUGCGCGGACCCAGUUUGCAGGUCGACACGGCAUGCUCGAGCAGCUUGGUGGCUCUGGACCUGGCUUGCCAGGGAUUGACCAUGGGAGAGUCAGAUACUGCGAUCGUCGCGGGCUCCAACACGUUACUCGGGAUGGAUACCUCCCUCAUCCUCUCGAACAUGAACUUUCUUUCCCCCGACAGCCGCUGCUACAGCUUCGACCACCGAGCAAACGGCUACGCGCGCGGCGAAGGGUUUGGGGUCCUCGUGCUCAAGCGCCUGUCCGAUGCAUUACGAGACGGCGACGCAAUCCGCGCCGUGAUCCGCUCCACGGGCUCCAACUCGGAUGGCCGCACCCCAGGAAUCGCCCAGCCCAGCGGCGAAGCACAAGAACGGCUCAUCCGCGAGACCUACGCAAAGGCGAAUCUCGAUCCUGGGGUCACGCGGUUCUUUGAAGCACACGGCACGGGCACGGCCGUGGGCGAUCCCAUCGAGGCAGGUGCGAUUGGGGCCGUCUUUGGGCAGCAUCGCAGCCCCGAGGAGCCGCUGUAUGUUGGUGCGGUCAAAUCCAAUGUCGGGCAUCUGGAAGGGGCCAGUGGUGUUGCGGGUGUGAUCAAGGCGGUCCUUGCACUAGAGAAGGGGAUUAUCCCGCCCAACACGAAUUUCGAGAAGCUGAAUCCGCGCAUUGAUGCGCCGAUGCUGGGUCUCGCCUUCCCAAGCGAAGCGAUACCGUGGCCUUCGACUGGGCUGCGUCGGGCCUCGGUCAAUUCGUUUGGGUUUGGUGGUUCGAACGCGCACGUUGUCUUGGAUGAUGCGUACAACUUCCUGAAAUCGCAGGGGCUGCUGGGGUUCCAUAGCACUGCCCCAGUACCACCCGGAGCAGGUGAGCUAAGCACGGCGGGGGCUGCGGUGCAAAGCCCGAAUGGCUCGGAGAGCACCAUGGCAUCGCACCCUGCCCUACUUGUCUGGUCUGCAGCCGACGUUGGGGGCCUGAAGCGCUUAGCCGAUAUUUACAACUCGCACUUCAAGAGUCGCCAGGCAACGGACCCCCGCUACCUCUCCGACCUCGCUCACACCCUUUCCCAGAGACGCAGUAUCCUCCCAUGGAGGAGCUACGCAAUUGCACCCUCGGCAGCGAGUCUUCACGCAGAUGGAGUCACCCUUGCAAGCCCUCUCCGCUCGUCCCGGAAUCUGGGCCUCUGCUUCGUCUUCACGGGUCAGGGCGCCCAGUUUGCCGGCAUGGGCCGCGAGCUCCUCGCGUACCCGACUUUCAAGAACACGCUCAUGCGCGCCCAACUGUAUCUGUACGAGCUGGGCUGUGCCUGGUCGCUCAUGGAGGAGCUGUUGAGGGACAGGGCCUCGUCACGGGUAAACCAGCCGGAUAUCAGCCAGCCGCUGUGCACGGCGCUGCAGAUUGCGCUUAUCGAACUGCUUCGCUCGUUUGGGAUUGUGCCCAAGGCAGUUGUUGGUCACUCGUCUGGUGAGAUUGCGGCUGCGUAUUGCAUGGGCGCGCUGUCUCUGCGGUCUGCGUGCAAGGUUGCCUUUCUGCGUGGGAAGCUCGCGGGCAGACUGGCGGCGACAGGGGAACAAAAGGGCGCGAUGCUUGCGGUGGGCGCCUCCGAGGUGCAGGCAGCGGGGUAUAUCGAGAGGAUCAUUGCGGAGUGCGGGUCUUGUGGGAUUGUCGUCGCGUGCGUCAACAGCUCCUCGAGUGUCACGAUCUCCGGCGAAGUGGAGCAGAUCGAGUUAAUGCAGCGUCUUGUCGAAGGGGAUGGACUCUUUGCUCGCAGGCUGCAAGUCGAUGUGGCGUAUCACUCGCCGCAUAUGCAGUGCCUUGCCGACGAGUACGCCCGCCAGAUGGGCCAGCUAGAGCUCGGUCGUCCUCUUCCUGGUUGCGCGACGAUGAUUUCCUCCGUUACCACUCUGCCUGUCAGUGGCAUCCAGGAGCUCUGUGACCCGAACUACUGGGUGAAAAACCUUGUGAGUCCCGUUCGCUUCUCCCAGGCGCUAGGCCGCUUGGUCUCGCCUGGGACUGGAGCAGUGAAGAAGCUCGGAGGGUUACGCAAAACAGCCGCGGCUGGCAGCCAGAGUUAUCAGAUAUACGACUUGCUGGAACUCGGCCCCCACAGCGCGCUGGCGGGGCCUAUAAAGCAGAUUCUCACAGCCCCAGGUUCUACAACCAACGACGUCAAAUACACAUCAUGUCUAACGCGCAAUGUCUCUGCGCUUGAGACAACCAUGGCUGCCGCCGGUAGGCUCUGGUGCGCCGGAUAUCCCGUCAACCUGACGGCAGUGAACCACUUCGAGUCCGGCAAGGUGCACCGGCGAAUGCCACUGACGGACCUGCCCGAGUACCCCUUUGACCACUCGCAGUCGUAUUGGCACGAGAGCCGAGUGAGCAGAGACUACCGCCUGCGCCGCCAUCCCCCUCUCGACCUGCUAGGCACUCGGCGCGGCGAUGGGAACCCGCUCGAGGCACGGUGGACAAAGUUCAUUCGGCAAUCGGAGACGCCCUGGGUCUCAGACCAUGUCGUCAAUGGAGCUACGAUCUAUCCCGCUGCGGGUAUGUUAGUUAUGGCGAUUGAAGGUGCUCAGCAGCUCGUGCAGGAGUCGGCGAAUCCUCGGCCCAUUGCAGGGUAUCGGUUUACAGAGGCGACGUUCCAGCGGGCUUUGAGCAUCGACACCGCGGGUGAGCAAGGGACAGAGUGCCAGAUCUGCAUUCGCCCGGACCAGGAUACCAUGGGCAAAGGUGGCAGCAGUCGGUUUGAGUUUCGCAUCUACGCCCUGGAUAACGGAAGAUGGGGAGAAAACUGCCGGGGCCUGCUCCAGGUGGAAUAUGAGGCUGCCGAGCGCAACCCAGUGGACGGAGGACUCGAGGCAACAAAGUCAGCCAGGGCGUUGACGGAGGAGUGGAAUCAGCUUGCCGGGUCAUGCGGCAAAACCGUGGAUGUCUCGGUGGUAUACGAGCAUUUCCGCGACAUUGGCCUUGAUUUCGGUCCCACCUUUCAAACGUUGUCCAAGGUGAACUUCAGCGCCGAGGGCCACGUCGUCGCAGAGGUCAAUACCUUCCCCUGGCUCGCGGAUGGUCAGCACAACCCGCGACAGGACCACCUGAUCCACCCGACAACUCUGGAUGCGUUCAUCCAGGUGGUGCUUGUUGGCCUUACACGGGGUGCAGCCAAGCUGAUUCCCACGACGGUCCCGACGCGUAUUACAAACCUGUGGCUCGCGCCAUUGGGUCUCUCGCACCCCGGGACCACGACCCUGCGUGCGACCUCGCGUCAACUCUCCCAAGGCGCUCGUCAAACCGAGUCCUCCUUUAUGGUUGUUGACGAGAACGGGACCCUCCGAGCAUCCGUCGGUAUCCUUGAGACCACAAAUGUCGACCGUAGGGAGGCCGCCGACGCUGAUGAUGACGGUGAUCAGCUCACUCGAAGACUCUGCUACCACAUGGACUGGAAGCCCGACAUGGACUUCCUUUCCCCUGCCGAGGGGGUAGCCUAUUUCGGGACCGGCAAAGCCGUUGAUCCCGAGACGGCGGACUUUUAUGACACACUGGCUUGUUUUCAGCUAGCCUCCAUAUACAAUGCCUUGCAGCAACUCGAUCAAGCGCGCGUCGAUCCCAGCAGAGCCCAGUACAUCCAGUGGAUGAAGCUGCAGUUGGACCGAUUUGACAAUGGUCCAGCAACACCUGCUCGAUCCAAGUGGCGUACCAAACUCGGCGACGCCGAGUACUCCCAGACCCUAGCUGAGCGACUCGAAGCAUCCAGCAGCGAAGGACGCUUCUACGUCCAGGUUGCGCGCAACUUGCUGUCUAUCCUGCAUGGCGAGGUCGAUCCACUUCAGGUGCUGUUCUCGAGCGACCUCGUCAAGGAGUACUACCUAGAGAUCAACGACCGCCUCGCCGACGCGUUCUUCAAGGUUCUAGAUCUCAUGGCCCACAGAAAUCCCUCGCUCAGGGUCCUGGAAGUCGGUGCCGGGACCGGCGGCACAACGGCCCACGUCAUCAAGCCCUUGUUCGCAGGUGCCAAUAGGCCGCAUCGCUGCGAGAUCUACGAGUACACCGAUACAUCCGCCUCGUUCUUCGAGCAGGCGAGAACCGACUUCUCCGCGUGUGCCUCGCGCAUGCGCUUCUCCACGCUAGACAUCGAGCAGGACCCUCUCGCGCAAGGCUUCAGUCGCGCCACAUACGACGUCGUCUUCGCGGCAAACGUCCUGCACGCGACGCCGGAUUUGGACAUCACACUGCGCAACGUGCACGCGCUGCUCAAGCCCGGCGGGAAGCUUGUGCUCCUGGAACAGACGGGCGACUUUGCGCGGGGAGGGUUCGCCUUCGGGCUCCUGCCGGGCUGGUGGCUCAGUCGCGAUGGAUACCGGUCUUGGGGGCCCACUAUGCCGCCGGGGAAGUGGGGAGAUGUCCUACGGAGAAAUGGCUUCACCGGGACGGACUUUGUCAUUAAUGACUAUCAGGGCGAGGUCUAUCAGGAACUCAGUGUCAUUGUCUCGACCGCAAAGGAGAUCGUGCACAGGCCCGCUGAGCCUGCGUUGGAGGCGCCCAGGCCUGCAAUCUCGCUGCUUACCAUGCGAGGCUCUGUCGUCCAGCAGGAAGUGGCUGGCCGUAUCAAGGAGAAACUGUCCGCUCUCGGCCUUGAAUGCGAUGUUCGCCAUCUCCGUGGCGACGAAAGUUUAGCGGACAGUGUCGUCAUCUCCAUGGUGGAGCUCGACCAGCCUCUUCUACACAGUAUGGACGAGGCUACCUUUGUCGAGAUCAAAUCAGUCCUUCUUGGUGCCAAAGGACUCGUAUGGGUCACUGGUGGCGGGGGUAGUAGAUGGGAAGCAGCAGAGUAUCAUAUUGCGGAUGGGCUACUGCGGACUCUGCGAACAGAAAACGCAAUGCUCAAGGCUGUAACCCUGGCGGUUGAUUCCUGUGAGCUUGAGACAACGCGGAUAAUUGAAUGGAUAAACGAGAUACUUGGAAAACUCUUUACAUGCGAACCCGGCGAGCUGGAGAUCGAGUACAGGCAACAAGGGGACGCCCUGUACAUCAACCGCGUCGUGCAAGCCAACAGAAUCAACGAGCAUAUUUCCUCCAGCAUCAGACCUCAACAGUCACUCGUCCAGCCAUUUGGAGCACCCAACAUCCCGCCCCUCGCCCUGCACGUCAAGACCCCCGGCCAGCUGGACUCCCUACGCUUCGUGGAGGACGGGGGGCCAAGUCUGCCCCUGAAGCCCAACGAGGUGGAAAUCAAAGUCGAGGCAGUAGGCGUCAACUUCAUGGACCUGCUAACAGCGCUCGGACGAAUCAAUCAGACCGAUAUUGGCGGCGAAUGUGCCGGAGUCGUCGCGCGGGUCGGAGCGAGCACUGCCCCUGCGGGCCUGACAGGCCUCCAGCCGGGCGACCGCGUCUGUGCCGUGGCCUUUGACUGCUUCAAGUCUUAUGCCCGUAGCGACGCUCGCACAGUGAUGAAGAUCCCCGAUUCGCUGUCCUUUGCCGACGCCGCCGCGUUACCUGUUACCUAUACCACCGCCCACUACGCACUCAUGGUCGCAGGACGCCUGCAACGGGGCGAUAGGCUAUUGAUCCAUGCAGCAGCUGGUGGGACAGGACAAUCCGCCAUCCAGAUUGCCCAGUACUACGGCGCCGAGGUCUUUGCUACUGUCGGCUCGCAAAGCAAAAAGAGAUUCCUCAUGGAUGAAUACGGCAUUCCCGAGGACCACAUCUUCUACAGCCGCGACACAUCCUUUGCGCAGGGCGUCAUGCGCGCAACGAGAAACCAGGGAAUGGACAUUAUCUUGAAUUCGCUUGCCGGCGAAGGGCUGCAAUCAAGUUGGGCAUGCAUGGCGAGUUUCGGGCGGUUCGUGGAGAUCGGCAAGCGGGAUAUACACUCGCAUUCCAGGCUCAACAUGUUCCAUUUCGCCAAAAAUGUCUCGUUCACGGCAGUCGAUGUCUUUGGGAUGACCAAGGAGCGACCCGACCUGGUGCGUGCUUCCUUUGCCGCGGCGAUGGAGCUCGUUGCUGCGGGCCAUGUGAGGGCCCCUCGCCCGGUGCAGGUGUAUCCUGUUUCGCAGCUCGAGGCAGCGCUCCGUCACAUGCAAAGUGGGAAGAGUAUGGGCAAAUUGGUCAUUGAAAUGAAUCCCAACGAGAAUGUCCUGACCGUGCUCAGGCCCAAGCCAAGUUAUGCCCUCGACGCUAAUGCUACGUACGUGAUCGCCGGUGGAUUCGGCGGCAUCGCGCGACGCACCGCCAUCUGGUUGGCAGACCGAGGAGCGCGACAUCUCCUCCUUCUGAGCCGAUCCGGCGCAAAAUCUGUGGCCGCUCGCGCUCUUGUUGAGAUGCUCCGCCAGCGUGGCGUCCAGGUGCAUGCCCCUGCUUGCGACAUCGCAUCAGCAGAAGCCCUAGGCGCAGUCCUCGCACACUGCGAGAAGACAAUGCCCCCCAUCAAAGGCUGCAUCCAAGGCGCCAUGGUCCUCAAAGACGCGAUGGUUGACAAGAUGACCCACUCCGAGUGGACACAAGCCCUGCUCCCCAAGGUGACCGGAUCACGGAACCUCGACCGCUUCCUCCCUAGCGGUCUCUCCUUCUUCAUCAUGCUCUCGUCUGUCGUGGGCAUCCACGGAUCCGCGGGGCAGGGCAACUAUGCUGCUGGCGGAACAUACCAGGACGCUCUGGCGCGGGAGCGCAUCGGAUGCGGCGAAUGCGCCGUCGUCCUUGAUCUUGGCUGGAUGGUCGAUGACGGAAUUAUUGCCGAGAGCGAGUUCCUCACGCGGACGUUCAGGGCCGCGGGGCUGAUGAUGCCCAUUGAUUCUAGCGAGUACCUUGCCCUCCUGGACUACUACUGUAAUCCUGCUGUGAGUGACUGCACGGACCCCGCGGCCUGCCAGGUUAUGGUCGGGCUUGAGACUCCGGCGGGUCUUGCAGCCAAGGGAGCCGACAUUCCAGCGCUGUUGCAGCGGUCGACCUUCCGCCUGUUGCACGCGAUCGAGCUGGACGAGGAGAAGGUUGCGACCGAAGCCAGUACCGGGGCAGGUCCCCACACAACAAAGAAUUGGUCCACUGCGUUCAUCGAGGCACGAAGGGCUGAAGAGGCCCGCGCGGUCGUCAUCGAGGGCCUCUCGCAUAAACUAUCGCGAGCACUAUCGAUUCCACCGUCAGACAUCGAUACCCAUCGGCCGCUGCAUUCGUAUGGGGUUGACUCGUUGCUCGCCGUCGAGCUGCGCAGCUGGCUGGCCAAGGAGUUUGGGGCGGAUGUUGCGGUCUUUGAGAUCAUGGGGGCUACGAGCUUCGAGGGGGUGGCUUUGGCGGUGCUUGCGAAGGCGGCGGGUGCGAGGGGGCGCUGGGAGGAGUAA
Molecule: messenger RNA, 7899 nt
Organism: Aspergillus calidoustus
Lineage: Eukaryota; Fungi; Ascomycota; Eurotiomycetes; Eurotiales; Aspergillaceae
Source: the annotation of a GenBank genome assembly